This is a messenger RNA of Tetrahymena thermophila SB210, 570 nucleotides long. Its product is annotated as EF-hand pair protein. Lineage: Eukaryota; Ciliophora; Oligohymenophorea; Hymenostomatida; Tetrahymenidae. The transcript has a single exon. Gene Ontology annotation, cellular component: neuron projection; cytosol; nucleus. The record is from RefSeq and is a predicted model, not a curated record. Gene Ontology annotation, biological process: regulation of cytosolic calcium ion concentration. Gene Ontology annotation, molecular function: calcium ion binding.
AUGAUCAGUGAGUAGGAAGCAAGGUUAAUAGGAAAGCAAGUUUUCCUAAACUACUCUGCUAAUGGAUAGGUAGAUGGGUUUAAGCUUAUAAAAGAUGGAUAAAAAUUGUUAGGUUAUGAUUAUACUCCUACUUAAGAGGAAGUUAGCUCAUAUGGUUCAAACAUUUUAGAUGCAAAUAAAGAUAAAAGCAUUACACAAGAAGACUUUGAAGCUUUGGCUAUUAAAUAUUUAUGUAAUAAAAUUGAUUUAAAAGCUUAGGUUACACAAGUAUAGUAAUAAGAAGAACCUGUUAAAAGGUAUUCAAAAGCGGUAGAAUAAAGACUAGAUGUAGCUAGAAGGCUAUUCAAAAAGUUUGAUAGAGAUUAAUCAGGUGUAAUUUCAAGAGAUGAAGUACCUCAACUCCUUGAAGACACUUACAGAGAAUUAGGGAUGAACUAAAAAGUUUCUAAAUAAGAUAUUGACGAUUGGAUGAAUUUGAAUGAUGUUAACAAAGACGGACAAGUCACUUUGUAAGAAUAUGAAUAAGUUAUUUUAUAAUCUCUAAAAAAGGCUGGCAUAAGCUUAGAUUGA